ACAAAUGAACUUUUGACCCUUUAAGCUUUUCUUUAAGUCAAGCCGGCCCUGCUAAGCAACCUACAAAGCAGCAACCAUGUCUCAGUUUGGUGAUGAGGAACCUGAGGGAUCCUUCUCCAUUUUCUACGCAGAAGGAGAGAUGCUGGCUAAGCAGGGGCAGUAUAAGAAAGCCAUUGAGUCAUUCACCAAGGCUCUUGAGUUUGAGCCUGAGGACAAGUUGUGUCUAGUGGCUCGUUCCAAGUGCUACCUUCGAGUGGGAAAUGCAACGGAAGCUCUCAAAGACGCAGAGGAAUCUUUAAAAGAGGACCAGAAAUAUCACAAGGGUUUAUUUCAGAAGGCAGAGGCUCUGUAUUCUAUUGGUAACUUUGAGUACGCCUUGGUGUUCUACCACAGAGGAAACAAGAUACGACCUGAGCUCCAUGAGUUCAAUCUUGGCAUACAGAAGGCACAAGAGGCCAUUGACAAUUCCAUAGGAACUCCUGGUGCAUGUAAGCUUGAAAAGAUUGGAGACCUAACAUUCUUCCAGCAACAGGACAGAAUUGCUGUCAAGAAACCCAAGAAGUUGAUAAGAGGUAGAGAGCACAUGAAGAAAGAGAAGGUAGAAAGAAAGCCGGUCGCCUCAGAGAAGACCACUAAGCAGCUACUUGGAGAAAUGCAUCCAGAUAAGGAGUAUCUAGAGAGACUGCUUAGUGAUCCAGGUUUGGUGAUUGGUCUGAAAGAUAAGUCCAUCUACAACACAGUGGAGAAGGCACUGUCUUACCUCGACUCAAGAACAGAAUUCUGGAGGCAACAAAAACCAAUGUACGCCAGAAAGAGAGAAAAGGAAGCCAAGAAAUACAGACCUUUAUCAAACAAGAGAUCCAAAGAUAGCGGAACUGAUUACACCAAACUUGUGCUCAAAACGUUGGAAGAGGUGGACUGUGCACUGGCUGAAGGUGAUGCAGAGACUAGUUUGCAACAGGCCCAGAAGCUAAUGAAGACAGUACACGGCCUAGCAGACAAAGACCUGCCAAACAAGAGUGAAUUCCUAGCCAGUCUACACUCUUGUAUUGGCAAUGCUCAGUUGGAACUGGGAGAGGCAGAAGCUGCUCUCAAGAACCACUUGCAGGACCUCAAGAUCUCAGAGGACGAGGACUUGUCUGACAUCCAAGGCCGUGCUCUGGACAACAUUGGCAGAGUCUAUUCUGUGAUGGGUCAAUUUGACAUGGCAGUAAAAUUUUGGACUCGUAAGAUUCCCCUUGUGAAGACAGCUGAAGAGAGCACGUGGCUCUACCACGAGCUGGGACGUUGUCAUCUGGAAUUAAACAAGUUCACUGAGGCUAGAGACCUCGGGGAGAAGAGUCUGAGCUCAGCUAAAGAAGCUGAUGAUCAGAUGUGGCAACUCAACGCAAGUGUACUUAUCGCUCAAGCUGAAUCCAAGCUGGGGGACCUCCAGGCUGCAGUACAGCGGUUCAAGCAAGCCCUGGAGUUAGCCAAGCUGUUAGAAGACCAACCCUCUCAAGACGCUAUCCAGAUAGCUCUCGAGGAAGUCAACACUCGUACAAUAGAGGAGGCCACACCCCCUCAAGAGGCCACACCCCUUCAAGAGGAGGAGGAGGAGGGUAACAUUGAGGUGGACCCUGCUCAUUAACUCUGGAGAACGAUAUAUACUAGCUCUGUCACUGUUAUAAUAUGUACGUGUACAUGUUGCAGUUGGCUGUUUCAAACAUUAAUUUUAUUGACAUCUCA
Halichondria panicea is the source of this 1728-nucleotide messenger RNA. Its product is annotated as outer dynein arm-docking complex subunit 4-like. NCBI's taxonomy places the organism in Eukaryota, Metazoa, Porifera, Demospongiae, Suberitida, Halichondriidae. The coding region runs from base 77 to 1630 and encodes 517 amino acids. Gene Ontology annotation, cellular component: cytoplasm. Gene Ontology annotation, molecular function: protein binding. The record is from RefSeq and is a predicted model, not a curated record. The transcript is spliced from 12 exons.